ACCAACAGAAAAAGAAAAGAGUGAAGAAAGAAACAAAGCAAAGAAAGCAAAGAGAAAGAAGACACUUUGAAGCACCCUUUGAGGUUCUGAGGUCAAUUCUCUGCAAGUUCAAGCUCAAUGGAUCAAGGCUACUUCAGGAGGAGUCAUCAAGUUCCUGCUUUUGGGAGCUGGGAUUGGAACCAAGACCUUCCUUUCACUCAGUGCUUUGAGUCUGCACGACAAGCUGGGUUUCUGCGCUACACUACUUACUCUGAUGAACAUGAUCAGGAUAGGGAUUUGUAUGUCACCGGGGAUUUGUACCAGAACGACAUCGUCACUCCCGCCAUGAUCGUUGUUCCUCGCAGAAGGAACAAGAUGCGUCAACCGCAAGUGAAAGUAGCAAAAGAGGAGAGUUGGGUCAUGGGUGAUGUGAAGGAGCCACCAAGCCCACCUCCAAGGUCCAGGCCCAAUCCCAAGCCUGUGGAUGAAGAUUUAUACAAAAUCUCACCAGAACUACUCUAUGCUAAAGCCAAGAAGAAGAGAGGGUUGGGUUUCUUUUCAAGCUGCUUGCUGCCAACAUGUGUUGCAUGAAUCAAUGAGCAAGUUUAUGUGAGACUUAGUGAAUAUAAGACUUAAUAUGAGGAAAAAGUAAACUUGAUAUGUGUUCAACUUUGAGAUUGUGAGCAUAUGUAAUAUAUUUUGGUCCCAAAAUUCCUAUAAUCCUUCAUGUGGAUUGUGAGGAGAGACUAGUUCAUAUUAUUAGGCUUCUUAGCUUCUCUUUUGGCAAUGGAUUGGAAAUGUAUAACUUUAUAAAUCUAUGGAUCUUUAUAUUCAUCAAUGUGAUUGG
This is a messenger RNA of Fragaria vesca subsp. vesca, 826 nucleotides long. RefSeq lists its product as uncharacterized. Bases 118 to 570 code for a protein of 150 amino acids. The record is from RefSeq and is a predicted model, not a curated record. NCBI's taxonomy places the organism in Eukaryota, Viridiplantae, Streptophyta, Magnoliopsida, Rosales, Rosaceae. The transcript is spliced from 4 exons.